Messenger RNA from Mytilus californianus (California mussel), 3654 nucleotides. RefSeq lists its product as uncharacterized. Bases 262 to 1545 code for a protein of 427 amino acids. The record is from RefSeq and is a predicted model, not a curated record. The transcript is spliced from 3 exons. NCBI's taxonomy places the organism in Eukaryota, Metazoa, Mollusca, Bivalvia, Mytilida, Mytilidae. Gene Ontology annotation, molecular function: protein binding.
AAGGUCUUUUAUUCACGGCUUUAUUCUGAAAACUGUCGACUAAAUUAACUUUGAUGCCAACACAGCAUAGGAUAUUUUUCUCUCUUUUUAAUCUGAAAGUUUUUAUGUUGUUUUUUUUUUUUCAUUUUCCCUCUUUUUCCUAAAGUUCAAGUUGUAAUCACUUGUUCUCUUUUCAAAUGCACAGUCUUUUUUUCGUUUUUCCACUGCAAAUUUCAAAUAAUUUCAGGUAAUUUUGUGUCUUUCUGCGAUAGAGCUUUGUUCAUGCCAUCAACACAAAGUCAGCACCAUAUAUCACAGUGGCGUCAGAGUUAUCCGCCGAAUAAAUACUGGUUCUCCAAAGUAAACCUGAUCUGUGAUCACAUACACGUUGACUGUAUCAUUGAUGGAAGAUUACAGUUUGCCUACGAAACAUUGAAAAUUUUGACCUCAAAAGGAACAGAUGAACAAAAUCGUGACGUUAAAGAUGCCGAAUUUGUGGAAGAUCCUCACCCAUUUAAGGCAGAAGACCCUAAGGCAAUUACAGAAUUUGAGUUAUUAUUGACAACAAAAAAUAUGAUAAAGAACAAAGCUGAUAUAGAACAAAUAACACAUGGAGGAGAUUCAAUGCUUCACUUAUCUAUUAAAUACAAGCAUAAAUGUUUGUUACGAUUUCUACUUCAUAAUGGUGGCAAUCCGUACAAGCGGAACCGGAAGUCUCUUUCACCAUUACAAAUGGCUUUUAAAAUCAAUGAACAGACACUUGUCAUUCCUAUGUCUUAUUAUAUUCUACGAGACUUUACAAAAUGUGUGUUCUUUUCUGUUGACGUGAAGGAUAAAGUAUGGACAGGAUGGAAAUGUGAAUGUAAACGUCACACUUUAGAGGAAAGAGAACUGUGUUCAAUGAAUUUUAUUGUGGUGGUUGAAACUGACAGCGCCAAAGUUCCUGGUAACUUUUCUUUCAAAGGACUAGAUGUUAUAUUUCAUCAACCUGCAAAUCCACACAGAGAACUAGAUUAUGUUCUGUCAGAUUCCAAUAAUAUUUUAGACAACGAUAAUUUAUCAUUUUGCCCAGAGUUACCAAAGAGAAACUUGCAAUAUUUGUUUGAAAAACAUAGCAAUCUCAGAUUUAUCUGUCCAUCGGCAUUGCAAUCAAUACAUUUUUCAGACCCACAUCGCGCUCAUGAAAUAAAACGGGAACACUGUCUUUGGUUUAUUCUGAAAUAUAAGGGUAUUAUACCGAUUGAGGAGAGUCACUUACCAUGUGAUAAAGAUGGAAUGCCAACUGACUGUUUAGAACUGGCCGAUGAUACAGUUGCUUGGUUGACAGAAACAAAUAAGUCAUAUCGACUAUUAUCACUUCAAGACCAUGUAAAUCAAGCUUCACUUAUAGGAGCAACGUGUGAUGACAGUUUUCAAGCGUCAGUUAAAAUUGUUGAUUCUGAUGCUCGGGUUACUUUAUCAGAUCAAACGUUUAAUCAAGAUUCCACAGAUGAAUACAUUACUGUACGAAAAGCUAUAUUUACCUUUCCACUCGAUCAUUUAAAUAGAAAUUUACAUACUAAUUGACAUGCAUCAAUACUAUAUGUAUUUAGAACAGUUCCGCAGUGUUAGUUGUCGGUAAAAGUAUACGUGUAAAUUCUUUCUUUUUACAUUUAAUUCUGAAUUACAUAUCACUAUUUACGACUUAAUAAACUAUUUCAAUUCAUCAGAAAACAUUGCAAACAACUGAUGAUAUCAGAGGUAGAGUUAAUAUCACUUGCAUCAUAAGUGCAAAAAAAAUAUUUGACACGCAAAUAAAAGUUAUAAUAUUGUCUUUCUCCUGUCAUCUCACAUUCAGCAUUAUAUAGGUUAUAGAAUUUGCAUGUGCUAAUAGUUUUAUAAUAUGAUAAUGUGUUAGAGUAAGACCACAAAUUUUAACAAUCAGCCGCGUGGUUAUAAUUAAUUAAACGGGGAUUAACUGUCAAAUCAAUGUUCUCCGAAUUGGCCCUAAUUCUCAUAUUUUAUUUAUAACAUACUUGCUUGCUAUGCGGUACGGGUUUUGCUCAUUGUUGUAGAGGCUGUACGGUGAUCUACAGUUGCUAGCUUCUAGUUCAUUUGGUCUCUGGUAAAGAGUUAGCAAUCAUUUCACGUCUUCUUAUUUUUAUAUCAAAAUUUAUCAAAAUUACAAAAAGUCCCAAAGAAACAAUUAACAAUCUGAAUGCAUGGAUUCGUUACAAUGUAUUAGCAUUUGGUGUGUAUUUUAGUCUAGACGCCAUCUAAUGAACUACCAAGAUGGCCUCCGAAGAAUGUCGAUUAUCAAUGACCCAAAAUAAACAUAAAUAUAAAUGAAUUCGGAUUCAAAAGGGUGAAUUAUUGACUUGUAUGCACAUAAUACAUUUGUGAUGUUUAGAAGCUUAUUGUGACAAAAUUAGACCAAACUGCUUAAAACGAAAUGUCAUUUCAAAAUUCCGCUUUGAAACAAUAAAGAAAUCGUAUUUUAAUUUUAUGUGAAAAUCGAAGCAAAUGCCCCUUAUACAGAUUUGUUUAUGAUUAAUAUAAUGGGACGGAUAUCACUGGUACAGCAGAAGCUUCCGAAUUCACCUGAUUUGGUUUAAAGUUGGGUUUGUUUAGUUCAAUCUAUAGUUUGUUAUGAAAUGGGUUGAAGAUUGUGUUUUUUAUCUAUUUGUUGGAGCAAGCUUUAACAUGGUUCUGUCAUCGAUAUAUAUAUUCAUUGUGGAAUAAUGAAUUCGCAGAAAGUGUUAUUAACUCAGCAUUUUUUGGUAAUAUCAAACAAUGUUUAAACAAAAAUAUGUAUAUAUAAGAUCUUAAAAUAUUUUGCUGAUUUUUUUUGUUGUUAUUUUUUUAUUUUUUUUUUUUUUUGUGUUUUUUUUUUUUUUUUUUUUCAGGGGGUAGGGUUGCAUUUGAUACAACAUUUUAUCGGCGAUUUUAACAAUGGUGUCGUAUGUCUGUUUAUACGGUAACCUAAAGUUGCUUACAUCUACGUCAUUUGGUCUUUGGUGGAUAAUUGUCUCAAUUUUCAUGGAUCGACGCAUCCAGUGUUGAUCUUUUGGGAGUUGAUUAGACUCCCUAUGUUUUAUGUUACUUUGAUUAAUAUCUUCUUUAUCGAAUUAUGAUAUUUAAACAUCGUUAUACUAAUGUUGCCUCUAAUUUUGUGUUUCGAUUCUUAGUAUAAUUUCUGCAUAUCAGUUUAAAGAUACCAUAAAGAGAUGCAUUACGACAGCCAACUGGGUUUUAUGUGGUCUUUUUUAUUGCAAACAAAACACCAGCCAAUGUGAAUACAGGCUAAUACUGCCUUAUUAUCUGAGGAAACACUUAGGCUCAUUAGAAAUGAUUGUUUUUGUAUUUAUCAUGCAAUGGCGUGACAUAAUUAAAUUGCAAAUAUUGAAAGUCUUAAAAUUUUAUGUAUUCAGUCUUGCCUCAUAUUGUCUGAAAAUAAAUUAUAUGAUACCCAGUGUUAGCCAUGCUCUAUUAAUAAAUCUUUAUAACCGAUGUCCUUGGAGAUAUAAUUCUAUUUCAUUCUAUAGAGAAAUUCACAGUUCAAGGAUUAGAGAGUAUAAUUGUUAUUUAUUUAACAUAUAUAACAUUUUGUAUAAGCUGUAAUUAUUUUUUUUUUAUAUUCUUUCACAGUUUGGAUAUAAUACAAAAACAAAAUUUAUUAAAGUCGUAUUCCAACAA